AAAAACUGCUUCAUGUUGUCGAAAUAUUCUAGACUCAUUGUUAUAUUUUUAAAUGAAAAACAACAUCAGUCAAAUUGUAUUCGAAAAUUUUGUAAAGAAUACAACAUUGAACUUCAAGAUAAACCUUCAUCAUCACCAAUCCAUCGUCUUGAAGAAACAGAAGAUACUGAUCCACCAUUAAAUAAAGAAACUGAACAAAACGACGAGAAUUUAAUUAUUGACGAUAAACAAGAUAGUCCUGCACAAAUAACAAAUGUGUCUCAAAUAUAUCAAGCAGAACUAAUGUCAAUUGAUCCGCAAAUCAGUCAUAAAAGAAAGGCAGAUCAGCUACUCGAUGAACAGGCAUCAUAUGAUGAAAAUACUCCAGCAACAAAAAAGCCACUCGAAUUACUCGACCAACUCGAUCAACUCGUCGCAAAUCAUAAUUGA
Molecule: messenger RNA, 429 nt
Organism: Adineta steineri
Lineage: Eukaryota; Metazoa; Rotifera; Eurotatoria; Adinetida; Adinetidae
Source: the annotation of a GenBank genome assembly